Triticum aestivum (bread wheat) is the source of this 2184-nucleotide messenger RNA. RefSeq lists its product as uncharacterized. The transcript has a single exon. Bases 258 to 1541 code for a protein of 427 amino acids. NCBI's taxonomy places the organism in Eukaryota, Viridiplantae, Streptophyta, Magnoliopsida, Poales, Poaceae. The record is from RefSeq and is a predicted model, not a curated record.
CCGCGCCGCCACCCACCUUCCCGAUCCCCGCCGGCAUGCCCUCGACCUCCGUCUUCCUCCCCUGAGCCCCCACGCCGGAGAAAUCGCCUCCUGUCGCCCCCUUGGCCUCGGCCUUCCCCACCGCCGGCGAUUCGUCGCCGGCGCUGCACCCCGGCUGCUCCCCUCGCCUUCCUCAACAACUCCGCGUCGGCGUCCCGAAGCUGCUUCCCCCGUCUUCCUUAAUUCGUUCGGCUUCGGCUUCGUGUGUUCCCCAUCCUAUGUCGGCCGUGUCGUCGCGGACUGGUCGCGCCCCGCCGGCGGCGCCGAUGGCGACGGCUGACCUGGAGGCCGCCAUCGCGGCGCUCCCCGUCAGGAAGCAGCGCCUGCGGGAGACCUUCGACCGCCUCGUCGCCUGCGCGCCGCCCCAUUACCAUCUCCCCUUCACCUGGGACGACAUCGACGCCCAUGUCUCCUCCCUCCACGCCUCCCUCGCCCUCCGCUUCCGCCAGAUGCAGCAGCAGCAGCAGCAGCCACACUCCGGCGUCCCCGUGUCCGCACCCGCGGCCCCCGACGACGAGCAGCCCCACCCCGGCGUCCCCGUGUCCCCCACCGCAACCCCCAUCGGCGAGCAGCCCGACCCUUGCGUCCUCGUGUCCGCAACCCACGGCGAGUCCAUCCAGGAGGACGAGGAGAUGGUUAGGGAGGAGGAAGACGCCUCUCCUGCUCAAGAGGAUGAUAGAGUGGAGGACGCAGGCAUGGGCUUUGCGGGGGCGCCAUGGCGCCAGGCCGGAGGAACUCGUGAUCAAGAGUUUCCUGUUCCGGUGCGGGCUCACUACGCCCGGCACGCCGGCAGCCCUAUACUUCGGCAGCCAUACACGGCGUCCCCGCCUGAUGUGCAUAGCCAGCUGAAUCUUCCCAUGCUCCAGCGACAACAACCAUUCAUGCCGUACCAGCAGCAGGAGUUUCCUGCCAUGGCGGUGGUGGCCAUGAAUAACUACAAUAUUCCUCCCAUGGUCCACCAGCCGUACUACAAUAUUCCUCCGGUGGUCCAGCAGCCGUACUACAAUAUUCCUCCCAUGGUGCAGCAGCCGUACUUCAGGCAAGAAUUCUCCCCUGAUUUCAGGCGAGAAUUCUCCCCUGAUUUCAGGCAAGAAUUCCUCCCUGAUGUGACGAGGCAGCCCCUGAUGGUGCAGCGGCCGUACUCGCCGUACUUCAGGCGAGAAUUCUCCCCUGAUUUCAGGCGAGAAUUCCUCCCUGAUGUGACGAGGCAGCCCCCGACGGGCAUUGACCAUGUGCUCCAGGAGCAGCAGUACAUGGCCAUGGCGCACCAUCAGCCAUACUUCCCACAGCAGCAGUACAUGGCGCGCCACCAGCCCCACUUCCCUGCUGCACAGGCUGCUAGUGCUCAUGGUCAGGGAUCAAACGCUGCUAAGCGUCGACCGCUGAACAGGAGUAUCGAUACGGACAACAUCAAUGUGCGUAUUAGCGAGCCAAGUAAGAAGAGCAGGACUAUCCGCGAGCACGAGCCAUAUCAAAAUAAGACCAUAUAUGAUUAUUUCUGAUGAUAGACACCAGGAGCAUUGGUAUGGUUCCCAGAGACCCCCUUUGAUUAAGAGAAGCCAAGUGAAGACCUUUACACCCUUUGAUUAAGAGAAGCCAAGUGAAGACCUUUGCAGCCGGAUGCGCAAACUAGUCCAAAGGCGCCACCCGCGUGGGCAACAUUUGCAAGGCCUUAUUACUGAGAAAGGAAUCACAAAGACAUGACACAACCUACAUAAUGCUGUUGUCUUGUGACGGUAGGCAGCGGCGAUGGAUCACUAUGGAGCAAUGCAAGCACCGACGGAGGAGUGAUGCCGGUGACAUGCUCUUUUGCUUGUGAGCCAUGGAGGCACGCCGUGUGGGGAAGAUGCCGGGGUAUGUUUUUCGCGGUGUCACAGGGAUGGUUGGGUGAGAGGGAUGACCCAGUCGCAUCUCAUUCUAGCAUACACAUGCUGCGAAUUGAUGACUUUGUAGGCUGCCGGUCAAUGUCUCACAUCGCUCGAUUGACGCCUAGCAUCGGUCAAACAUGAAUCACAUGCCUAGCCUUGAGAAUAAUGCUAUCCUCUCCAUAAGCAUUAUCAUUAUAUGUUGACAUAUUUUUUUAGUUCAACACAACUAAAUGGUGUCAUUUUGUGACCAUUUUCCUUUUGACAUGUUUUUCAUCAU